AAUUAAAAAUGGGCGAUGUUGAGAAAGGCAAGAAGAUUUUUGUUCAGAAGUGUGCCCAGUGCCACACUGUGGAAAAGGGAGGCAAGCAUAAGACUGGACCAAAUCUCCAUGGUCUGUUCGGGAGGAAGACAGGCCAGGCUGCUGGAUUCUCGUACACAGAUGCCAACAAGAACAAAGGCAUCACUUGGGGAGAGGAUACCCUGAUGGAGUAUUUGGAGAAUCCCAAAAAGUACAUCCCCGGAACAAAAAUGAUCUUCUCUGUAUUUAAGAAUAAGGGAGAGAGGGCAGACCUAAUAGCUUACCUUAAAAAGGCUACUAAUGAGUAAUUCUGAUGCCUUAUUUAUUACAAAACAAAUGUCUCAUGACUUUUAAUGUGUAUUAUAAUUUAAUUCACACCAAAAUUCAGAUCAUGAAUGGCUAACAAUGUUUUUGUUGGACAGUCCUGAUUAAGUAAAACUUGACUUGUAGUAAAGUGGAUACGAUCUUUUUUAAAAUAACAAUUCCAGUUGCAUAAAUACUAUCACUUCUCUCCCUUUCUCAAGAUAGGAUUGGACUUAAUUAUUAAAGUUCUACUUUCCACAAAGAUGGGGGUGUCACCUAAACCUAUUGAAUGGUUUAUACUUAAAUUUAUAUAACUGGGCAUAUGAGUAUGUUUAAACACUGGGAAAACUCUGUUAUUGUCUCAGAAAUGAGAAGACUCACCUGUGUUUCAGUUUGCAUUCACUGGUCUGUUACAUGCAAUGGCUAAACAUCAGGAAAUAACUUGAUGAUGUCAUUUUAAUUAAAAUUCCCUAAGUCAAAAGAUGCUGCCUUUUACCACUGAAAGGCACUUACUGUGGUCUAUGUGUAAUAUCAAAUAAAGAGUAUUUAGCAGUU
Messenger RNA from Cricetulus griseus (Chinese hamster), 876 nucleotides. The record is from RefSeq and is a predicted model, not a curated record. NCBI's taxonomy places the organism in Eukaryota, Metazoa, Chordata, Mammalia, Rodentia, Cricetidae.